CCUGAGAGCGGUGACUCGCGGGCAGAGCAGGAAGGAAACCGCUCCCGAGCGCGGCGGCGUCGUCUCCAGGCCGUGCGGCUGCCGCUACAGCCAGCCAUCCGUCCGCUUGUCGGCUUGCCAGUCCACCCGCAGCAUGAGCGGCCUGCGCGUCUACAGCACGUCGGUCACCGGCUCCCGCGAAAUCAAGUCCCAGCAGAGCGAGGUGACCCGCAUCCUGGAUGGGAAGCGCAUCCAGUACCAGCUAGUGGACAUCUCCCAGGACAACGCCCUGCGGGAUGAGAUGCGAGCCUUGGCGGGCAACCCCAAGGCCACCCCACCCCAGAUUGUCAACGGGGACCAGUACUGUGGGGACUAUGAGCUUUUCGUGGAGGCUGUGGAACAAAACACACUGCAGGAGUUCCUGAAACUGGCCUGAGCCCACUGGACUCCAUCACCACGUCCCCCCGCAGCCACCGCCGGCCAUGAAGGACCUUGUGACCAACUCCCUGUCAUUCCUAGCCUUCCGACCUUAGAAUCUCUCCCCGCAACCCAAGCCCCCCUCCUCCCCCUCUCUAAUUUAGCCCCCUCUUCUCCAUUCAAAGGCAACAUUCCUUACCCACUAGUCUCAGAAAUUGUCUUAAGCAACAGCCCAAGUGCUGGCUGUUGUCAGCCAGGCCCUGAGGCUGCCACCCUGCCUGGCACUGGCUGAUGGGCACCUUUGUGGGUUCCAUUAGCCAGGGCUCUGCCAAAGGCCCCGCAUUCCUUGUCCCCUAGAGACAAUUAAAUGUCCCAUUCCACUGA
This is a messenger RNA of Prionailurus viverrinus (fishing cat), 780 nucleotides long. It is a transcript of the gene SH3BGRL3, whose product is annotated as SH3 domain binding glutamate rich protein like 3. The coding region runs from base 134 to 415 and encodes 93 amino acids. Gene Ontology annotation, cellular component: cytoplasm. The record is from RefSeq and is a predicted model, not a curated record. NCBI's taxonomy places the organism in Eukaryota, Metazoa, Chordata, Mammalia, Carnivora, Felidae. The transcript has 3 exons.